Trichoderma atroviride IMI 206040 is the source of this 1377-nucleotide messenger RNA. Lineage: Eukaryota; Fungi; Ascomycota; Sordariomycetes; Hypocreales; Hypocreaceae. The record is from RefSeq and is a predicted model, not a curated record.
AUGGAUGAGCCGCACCAAGGCAGGCCAAAUUAUCAACCCAGCCCGGGCCGUGUACCUGUGCGAUUCCGAGGUCACUGCCGCGCCGCCGCGGGUUGCUGCACGGUCCCUGGGCGGUUCCCUGUGGGCGGCGCGCGUGCAGUGGGCGACGACAGCCGGUACCAGGAGCAUACCUGGGCGGUACGUCGUCGGAGACAAGCUCAGCUUAGUGCAUGUCUGCAGGACUGCAAAAGGUGCAUCGCAGCUGAUCGCCAGGCCAUCGCCAAUCGGCACCACGACCGCCCGUCAAAAGGGCUAGAAGCUGCGACCUGGCGCUUGGACUGCACCGCCCAGAGUCCCAGAAUCCCAGAGUCCCAGAGUCCCAGCAUCCCAGAAUCUCUCCAAGCGCUGGGACCGUCCAGAGCAAAGGCCAUCUCGCCACGCUCUCCGGGCAGCCUGAACCUACAAGUAUCUGCAGUAUGCCAUGGUGGCCCCUUGGCACUGGCCCUCUUCUCCUCGUCCCAUCGCAUCGCAUCCCGGUCAGCCAAACCAAUCAAAGAGCCACUGCUGAAGGAACAAACCCUCCCCGCUGGUCUGUAUUGGGGCGGACCGAGUCCCCAGCCGCUUGGAAGCGCGAGAAGGGGUCCGAGUCUGCCCAAGUGGCGUCCGGGAUGCUCGACCCCUGGCCGGCGUGUCUUUUUGGUCUUUGGGGGAGCCACCCAACGUUGCCCGCACCGCUGGCUCUUCUCUCCACGCCGAGAGGCCACUAAACAAGUGGCUACGGGUCAAAGACUCAGGGAGCACGAGCACGUCCCGGGGCCUGUGACGAUGGCUGCUGCACACUGCUGAGGGGAGAGCGGCAUUGAGCUCUUUGGCUCUGUAUGCAUUACUGACCACCGUGGUGUGUAGUACAUGCUAACAAGCCCCAUAAGCUGCAGGUGCUUGCACGGGCAUCUUACUGUACUGCGGAUGAGAGAAGACGAGACUGAUGCGGUUCGCGUUACGUUAUGCUGGCAGAUAAGGCUCUUGGACUGCGUGCAGCUCAGCGGGCUAACCAGAGCUCGGGUGCUGCUAGCGACCUGUAGCGUCAGACCUUGCACGUCCUGGUGCCAUUAGGCGCCCUGUCGACUCGAGUGGCGACGGUAGCCACAGCGGUGCUUCUUUAUACGGACGAGGUUGCGGAUAUCGCAAAUCGGGAUGCUAGCCGCGACGUGCUAAAAGAGGCCCCGGUAGCGCGCACUGGCGGAAUGGAGCUCGUCGCUCGUCCUGCAGUAGGUGCCUUGCCGCAAUCAGUGGGUGGCGCUCCAACACGGAUGCCAAAGCUGCUGUUACAGGUCAAGUGGUGUUUCUGGUGUGCUGCAGUGAUAACAUACCUGGCUCAUUCUUACUACAGACAUGCUG